CAAGUCUUAAUAAUUAAUAAAUUCAAAUAAGAAUCGAUAUAAUCAGCGAAGAAAACAAUUGUUUACGAUUAAAAUUGGGUCGUCUUACUCAAUUUCCCCUUAAUUGGUUGGCUGCUUCACUGCUUGGCUUCAUAAUUCAUAAACCUAGAAGAAUUCUUAAGAACAAGAAUCUUUUUUCUGCCAUUUCCAGUUUUUCGGCAAUUAACAAAUCAAAUCAAUCACAGAUUUUCUUGAUUUUUUAAUCCUAGCUUCAGCAAGCAUACCAACAACUUCAUGUUCUCUCUUCCCUUGAUUGGAUUAUACUGUAUUAUACUUUUGAGCAGGAUUUUAAUGGUGCAGAGAAUAUAGUCAAGUUUUUGUAAAAGGUUUGGUUGAUUUUGAUCAUGGAGAAUCGUUCUAAUGGACUACUUGGUGGAUGUGAAAUUCAUGGUUUCCGUACCAUGGAAGAUUUGGAUAUCCCGAGCAUAAUGAAGGAAGCAAAGAGUAGGUGGCUCCGCCCCAAUGAAAUCCAUGCUAUAUUGUUCAACUAUACUUAUUUUGACAUCCAUGUUAAGCCAGUCAGCCUGCCAAAAGGUGGGACAAUUGUCUUAUUUGAUCGUAAAAAGCUACGCAAUUUUAGGAAAGAUGGUCACAAUUGGAAGAAGAAAAAGGAUGGGAAAACUGUCAAAGAAGCUCAUGAACACCUAAAGGUUGGCACUGAGGAAAGAAUACAUGUAUACUAUGCUCACGGUGAAGAUAGCCCAAAUUUUGUCCGCAGAUGUUACUGGUUGCUUGAUAAGGCUUUGGAACAUAUAGUACUGGUGCAUUACCGUGAAACUCAAGAGGCUUCUUCAAUCACACCUGUGGAUUCAGGUUUUCGUUCGGACUUGUCUGAAUAUUCAGCUUCUCAGCUUUUGUCGAGGAGCAAUGAAAGCCUGGUCAAUCAAGUCUAUUACCCUGCCAUGAAAGACUUUACAGAAUCUGGUGGAAGUAUCCAUGUUACCAAUCAUGAGAUACAAUUGCAUGAGAUUAACACUCUUGAUUGGGACGAGCUUUUAGCGUCGAAUGAUCUCAAUGAAGCAACAUUCAUCUCUAACGAAAAAACUCCAUACCUUCAGCAAGACAAGCAUCCGUCUGUGAACAUCUCAGAAAACAAUGGAAACUUUUUGUUGACUAGAACCCCUCAUCCAGAUUUGCUCACAUCCAGAAAUUCUAUGAAACCUAUUACAGAAAUUAGUUCGAGUCAUAUGGGUGACAUGUUUCUCCCUUUGUUGGAGGUUCAAACAAAUCAAAAAGAUGAUAGCAGGGUUUAUAAUAUGGGGACAGUGGCUGAUAGAAAUUUUUCAGACAGAAUGGCUAAGGAUGAUUUGUUAAGUCAAGACAGCUUAGGAAGGUGGAUGAAUGAGAUAAUAGUUGAUUCACCUGAGUCAGUGAAUGAUCCUUCCUAUGAAUCUUCUGUAGCAACUAGUCAUGGAUCUAUUGUGUCUUCAGCAGCAGUUGACCAUGAAGGACCUGUCCCUGCACAGAUCUUUUGCAUAACUGAUUUGUCACCAUCAUGGGCAUAUUCUACUGAAGAAACAAAGAUUUUAGUGGUAGGAUUUUUUCACCAGGAAUAUCGACAUUUAGCAAAGUCUACCAUAUAUUGUGUCUGUGGUGACACACUGUAUCCUGCUGAAAUUAUUCAAGUUGGUGUGUUUCGUUGUUUGGUCUCUCCACAUAGUUCUGGAUCUGUAAACUUUUACUUGAGCAUUGAUGGUAAGACACCCAUAAGUCAAAUUAUUACUUUUGAGUUUCGUGCCUCUGCAUCUACUAAUGUAGUCAGAAGGGACAAAUCUCAGUGGAAUAUGUUCCGGAUACAGAUUAGGCUUGCUCAUUUGCUUUACUCCACGUCCAAGAGCCUUGACAUUUUAUCUAGCAAAAUAUCACCAAGUUCUUUAAAAGAGGGAAAAAAGUUUGCCCUCAAAUAUUGUAAUCUUUCUGAUAGUUGGGCAUAUUUUAGCAAACUGAUAGAAAGCGGAAAGAUCUCUUUUGACCGAGCUAAGGACUGUUUGUUUGAACUUUCAAUGAAGAGCAGACUUAAGGAAUGGCUGUUAGAGAGAGUAGUUGAUGGGAGUAAAAUUACUGAACGUGAUACUGAAGGUCAAGGGGUUCUGCAUUUGUGUGCUAUCCUUGGUUAUACAUGGGCAGUCUAUCCAUUUUCUUGCUGUGGCUUAUCAUUGGACUUUAGGGACAAGUUUGGAUGGACAGCUCUUCAUUGGGCUGCAUACUAUGGAAGAGAAAAAAUGGUGGCUGCUCUUCUAUCUGCUGGAGCAAAACCAAACUUGGUUACAGAUCCCACUUCUGAUAAUCCUGGUGGAUGUACUGCCGCUGAUGUUGCAGCUAAGCAGGGUUUUGAGGGUUUAGCUGCUUAUCUUUCAGAAAAAUCUUUGGUUCAGCAAUUUGAAGACAUGAAGAUUGCAGGAAAUGCUGGUGGCUCACUUGAGACGCACACUUAUGAGUCUCCAAUUACCAGCGGCAUCACCGAGGAGGAUCUUUAUCUAAAGGAUACGCUGGCAGCUUAUCGUACGGCAGCUGAUGCUGCUGCACGCAUUCAGGUUGCUUUUAGGGAGACGACACUCAAGCAAAGGACUAAGGCUGUUGAAGGCUCAAAUCCAGAGUUGGAAGCACGGUAUAUUGUUGCAGCAAUGAAGAUACAACAUGCAUAUCGAAAUUAUGAGGUGCGGAAGCAGAUAGCUGCUGCUGCUCGCAUACAAUAUAGAUUCAGAACGUGGAAACUUCGAAAAGAUUUCCUCAAUAAGCGACGACAAGCUAUUAAAAUUCAGGCUAUAUUCAGGGGCUUCCAAGUGCGCCGGGAAUACAGGAAGAUUACUUGGUCUGUUGGGGUGCUCGAGAAAGCAAUACUUAGGUGGCGUCGUAAGAGGAGAGGCUUUUGUGGCCUUAAGGUUGAAAUUAAGGAGCCUAAUGAUGAUCAGAAACGGGAAAGUGAUACAGAAGAAGAUUUUUAUCGAGCUAGCAGAAAACAAGCCGAGGAGCGUGUAGAAAAAGCUGUGGUGCGUGUACAAUCAAUGUUCCGUUCGAAGCAGGCACAGCAAGAAUAUCGAAGGAUGAAAUUAGCUCAUACGCAAGCACAGCUUGGAUAUGGAGAAGCAGUUGAUCCUUAUGACUUUUUGAGUGAAAUGUAGUUCGAUCAAGAUGCAUGCAGUGCAUUGUGUCUGCAUCGGAGUAACAACCGUUGUUUAGUAUUCGGUGACGGGAAGUGUGCUCUUUCAGCUCUAUACAUGUCUGUUAAAGGGUGUAGAUAUGUAGAAUUGGUUGGUUCUUCCCUUCACAUAAAUAGUUUUGUCUUUGUCUUUGUAACUUUAUGCAUCUGUUUACCAUUCUUUUGCUUUGAGGCAGGUUGUAUACUUUGUUUUGGGGGAGGUUAAGGACAUAAUGUUGAUACUCAUUCAACUAUUAUAAAUUAUACUUGCAGCUUUA
Amaranthus tricolor (Joseph's coat) is the source of this 3456-nucleotide messenger RNA. RefSeq names its product calmodulin-binding transcription activator 6. Gene Ontology annotation, biological process: regulation of transcription by RNA polymerase II. The coding region runs from base 384 to 3161 and encodes 925 amino acids. Lineage: Eukaryota; Viridiplantae; Streptophyta; Magnoliopsida; Caryophyllales; Amaranthaceae. Gene Ontology annotation, cellular component: nucleus. The transcript is spliced from 14 exons. The record is from RefSeq and is a predicted model, not a curated record. Gene Ontology annotation, molecular function: protein binding; double-stranded DNA binding; transcription coregulator activity.